AUGAAUACAAGUACACAUUCGACUGCUAGCAGUUCAAAAGGUUCACCAAGUGAUAAUCUUGGUGUCGAUGACAGCAACAGUAAAGAUACCAGUUCGUCGAAUUGCGUACAAGAAGACGAUGAUGACUCAUUUACGAUUCGUAGUCGAAAAUCUUAUCCACAACGAGUGAACCGACCAAAACUAAACUAUCGCGAUCUUGAGCGAGGUAUGUACGAUGCGCAUGAACUUCGCCAGUCAAGUUGGGCACUUGGCGGCCCAACGUUUCUGAAUAGAAACAAUCGAACUGGUAAAAAUACUACGAAUUACAGUGAUGAUGAGAACGACGACGAUGACAACGAUCAAGAUAUGCCCGCUGAUGACGAUGAAAACGAAGAAAUGUUUAAUGAAAAGAAAAGUAAAUCAAACGAUGAUACCGAUCAAAAACAUCGUCGUCUUUGGUGCAUAUGUAAAAAACCAUGGGAUCAUUCCCGACUUAUGUUACGAUGUGAUUCGUGUGCCAAUUGGUAUCAUGGAGAUUGCAUUGGUGUAACAAAAGAACAAGCAAGAGUAUUGGAUAUGAACGGCGAUCAAUUUGUUUGUCCGCCAUGUCGUGGAGUAGCAUCUUCUAAUUCAGGAAUCAAAUCAGGACGCUCGUCUGAUGAAUCGCUGUUGAUUAAACGAAAGCGAAUCGAUGCUGUUUCGCCCAGUGAUCGCAAGGUCGGAGAAAGAAAUGGCAAUGUAAACGCUGCGAAAAACCUGACCCUUUCUGAGCCAUCAAAACGUCCCAAAACUGGAGUAUUCUUUCAGCGUGAUACAACGACCGAACCACAAAUUCAUUGUAUUGCCCAUGGCUGUAGCAAUUGGGCAAAAUCAAGUUGGGUCUAUUGUUCACCAGCUUGUAUUCGUCGUCAUAUCAAUGAUACACUUCAAGCUAUUCAACGCAGUAAAGGAACAGAUAAUGAGAAUCCACCAACUCGUGAAGAUAUUCUUUUGUAUCAAAGUCGAACCAAGAAAGUUCUGGAUCGAAAAUUGGUGCCUAAAGUCGAAGACCUAUGCACUUGGAUUAAUCAAAAUCCCUCGUAUGAAAUUGUUAAACCUGCUUUAAGACAGUCAAUUCUACUGACAGCAAACGAAUCCAAAUCGGCUAUACAACCUACUCUCGCACGUUCACCAUCAUUAAUCGCUCCAAAAACUCCUACAACACCAACAACGCCAACUUCGACAAAACCGAAACUUUCCUGGGUACCACUUGCACCAAAUACAAAAUCAAUGCCAAUUAAAAAAGCUCCCGUUCAACUCGGCAAACAAACAAGUAAUACACCCAGUUCACCAAGUGUUCCCAACUAUGCCGACAUUCGAACGAAAGUUCCUCAAGCGUUAUACGAUAAGAUAAUAGCGAGAUUGGAAAAAUCUGGUGAAAAAACAAUUUCAAACGAAGACAUUCACACGCUUACAAAUAAAAUCGAAGAAGAAAUGUAUCGCGUUUAUGGUAAAGUUGAUAAUUCUUAUAAGAAUAAAUUUCGAUCCCUUCUGGCCAAUAUCAGUAAUAUGAAUAAUAAUUUUUUCUAUAAACAUAUCCUAUCGAAAGAAGUCACAGCAAAACAAAUCGUAGCUAUGAAACCAGAAGAUAUGUUACCACCUGAGGAGAAAGAAAAACGCAAGGAUGAUUUUAACAAAGAAGUUCAAAUGAUUAUGAAAGCUGAAGAACAAACAGCCGAAGAAAUGGCAAGACGAGCUCGAACAAAACUCACACGGCAAGGCAUUGUCGAUAAUGACUCAGUUUUAACAAUGUUAAAAGAAAAAGAACAAAUAAUAGGCCAAGAGAAAACUAAUAAAAGCACCGAAGCUAAACCGGUUCAAACAUCUGAAGUUAGUCGCGGGCAUAAAAAAGCUGAAAAUAAUUCCAAUGUCAAAUCGAUUCCAAAGGCAAAAAAACCGACGACGUCCACAACAGAUCAAAAACCUGCACUCAAGCCUAAACCAAAACCUAACCCUAUAGUUUCCACAUCUACUGAUGAUACAAAGUCAGCAUCUAGUGAUCAGCCAGUCAAUGUCAGUUCAACAGAAUCAAAAGCGUCAUCACCAAAACGCAUAAUUCCAACAGAAGCAAUACCCCAGCCUAUGGAACCAUUACUAAUGGCAAAGCAAGUAGAUCAACAAUCACCGGCAUCACCAAUUCGUGAAGAAUCACAAAGAUCACCACCACUAUCAACAUUCAUGCCUGUUGAUAUUGACAAUGAUUAUAUCGAGCCAGAGAGUCCAACUGGUAUCGAUGCUUUACUCUACGAUGAUGAUGAUGAUUUGAAUAAUGUUGCCACCCACUCUCGUCCUUCCAUAAAUCAUCAACUUUCCGAAUCGUCCGGUGACAACACUGACUACGCACCAUCAGUACCAGCAUCAGUUCGUAAUGAUUAUAAUCCUUUGACUGCAUCGAAACCAAAAACAGAAUCAUCAUCAGCGUAUCUACCGACACCCAUCGCUCGUCCAUCCAGUGUCAACACUCAAUGGCGUGGUGUUAUUCUUCCAACUGACGCAAAAAUUCCAUGUCAAUCUACACAAAUAUAUGGUGAUAGUGAAUAUCUCAUUGCUGACAUUCCUGAACAGCUUGGUGUUCUUGGCCGCCUACGACUGGGUGAUCUUUGGGAUUAUGUCCGUGAUUCACUUCCUGUACGCGAUGUCGUCAUUCUUACACUUGUUUCGUCCAAUAAUAAUGAAAAUCAAGCGUUUUCACGCUACGUUGAGUUCAUGCGUGCAUCUGGUCGUGCCACAGUGAUCAACAAACGAUCAGAACCAACAGUCAUUCGUGAUAUGUACGUCCUACCAGCUGAUACAAAAGAUUGCUCAUCAAAUGUUCUCGAAACAUUCUCACUACCAAAAAGUGUUGAUUUGCAACAACUAUUUCUUGUUGUCAUUGGUGUUGGAAAGAAAUCCAGCAAGUCUGCCAGUCGUUCAAAUGAGAUUCAUUCAAUGAGCAAUCUCACUUAUAAACCAGUGGCUUUGCAAGAUCCAGCAUCGCAACGAGAUCCUCGAUUGCUCAGGCACAAAGAUCCACGCUUAGCGACAAACACCUCAGCAGAACCAACAACAAAUAUUGCCGAAAAUACUAGUCCUCCAACAUUGCAAUCGUCAAGUAUUGAUCGUAUGAAUCAAAUACCACCGAGACCUUCUGCUAAUGACAUGAACAAACUUAUCUUCGAAUCUUUUGAGCGAAUACGACAAUCGACGUCACUCGAUGCUAUUCAAUCGAUAACUCUCUCGACUAUUGAGUUGUUGAAUUCUUCUGGACAUGCAGAUCUAAGCGCAAGAUUUGCGAAAGAUCUUCCAGCAGUUAUAGCACAAUGGCAAACUACAAAAGAUUCCGCUGCCAAUACUUCUGCAACAUCGGAUGAUAAUCUUAACGAAGAAAACAUGGAAGUGGACGAUGAACAAGAUGAUAAAAACAAAAAACAAUCAUCAUCUAUCAGCGAAUUUAACGAUGUUGAUUAUCGGUUUCUUGAUCCGGAAGAUGUAGAUCAUCGCAUGGAAACAACGAACUAUUCGGCCACUGGCCAACAAGAUCCGAUGAUUAAAUCCCAUUUCCCUAGUUUAUUUCGUACUCAUAUUGAUGCCGACGAUCGAUCGUCAACAUCUCACUUGUCAUCAGAAGAUCGAAAGAGAGUUAAUUCUUAA
Adineta ricciae is the source of this 3648-nucleotide messenger RNA. NCBI's taxonomy places the organism in Eukaryota, Metazoa, Rotifera, Eurotatoria, Adinetida, Adinetidae. The record is from the annotation of a GenBank genome assembly.